Pocillopora meandrina is the source of this 18036-nucleotide messenger RNA. The record is from the annotation of a GenBank genome assembly. NCBI's taxonomy places the organism in Eukaryota, Metazoa, Cnidaria, Anthozoa, Scleractinia, Pocilloporidae.
ACGUGACGUUCCGCCAUCUUGGUCGAAGCCUCAAAGGUAAACAGAGAAGAAUUAAGCGGGGUGAGCGGGUCAUAUAUCCGGAGUGACUCUAGCGUUUGGCUUUGAUGACGAAUAGAAAACUCUUUCGAUGAAAGAAGCUUCUUAUAGCGGGCCAAAUGGUGAGUAUUGUAUCAGAGGAACAGAAAGAUAAGCCGCUAAUUUGUGGCCAUACUUCGUACGUAAAACGGAGAGAGUUUCUCUCAGUAAUGAUAUCUCGGCUAGUUUGAAUUUUCUUGAGCUUGUUUGAAAUUUUAAGGUUAUAUUCUAGGUGAGUAACGUUUUCUCGUUAGAAUUUAGAUUUCUAGCUUUCUACUCUCCGAAAAAACUUAAAUGUUUGCUCGUGUUUUCGCUUUUAACAGUGGGGAAUGAAAUUCGAUAUAUUUCCAAAUGGACCGGAUAGAAAUCGUAAAAACACGUUAUUAAUUGUUUCUUUUGGUUAGCAAUGAAGUAAUUUACGCCGAAGAUGUUCGUUUUUCACACCAAUCAGUCAUUUAUUUGGGAUAAAAAUAAUGGAUGAAUGAAACAAUAAUGAAAAUAUUCGCCGGUAAUGAGAGCUUUUUUCCCGUAAAAGGCGAGUGACUUGAAUUUCCAUCAUGUAUUGUAAUUCGAAAAAGGUUCCCGACAGGUUCUUUCUUUGUUAUGGUGCAUUCAAAAGUAGUUUACAAAGUUGUGAUGUUGUAUGGUAAUGGGAUUAUUAGUGUAAUCUUUCUUAAAACAUGUUUGCUGUGACAUUGCCCAGUUAUGAAGGAGCAGAAAUAUGAGACUUUCUAUUUUGCAAUCAUCGUUUUUAAUCGGAAUAUGAAAUGCACCAAAAUAUGCGCUCUUCUAUAUCGAAAUGUAAUUUCGCAGCGUGAAGCCUUCAUUUAUUAAGCCUAAAAUUUGCAUCACCAUUCUUUAGUUUGUGUUUUAUCAGAACAAGAAAGAUGUUUCAUAAAGCAAUAGAGACAAGUAAAUAUGUACGUUCAAGGUGUUGUCAUAGAAUGAAGUUAUAUGAUUACCAUAAUUCUUUUAAGUGCAUUCGGUCGUGCAAAUAAUUUUCCGGCGUCAAUUAUACUCCAACACUUUCAAACCUCCAACACUUUCAAACCUCCAACACACAACAUAUUGCUUCACAUUUAAGGAUUCAUUUGAUAAUUUUGCUUACAUUCUUGAGAAUAUUGCACAGUAUUAUAUUUAGAUCUCCAUACUCUAUCACUGAACAAUAUUUGAUGAAUCAAUUGAUGGUAUACUCAUUUGAGAGUGGUCAGUCCUUUUGAAGAGAGGUGUUAAGAUGAAUUUUUAAUCUUCAAUCAUUGUUUUUAUGGCUAUCAGUUUGUACAUUUUCUUGUUUUAUGAUUCAUUGAGAUGUGCUUCGUAAGUAGCUCUUUGGUGUAUUCAUUUUGUAGAUUUAUCGAGUUCUAGUAAGCUUAAACUGAUAUUUUCUAGAGUUUUACCUAUGUGGCCAGUAUCUAACUCAGUUUGAAAUAUUUCCAACAUUUGGAUAGAUACUGUUGUUCAGUUAUUGUUGAUGUGAAUCCUUUUUCAGUUAGGUUGAGAAUUGUCUUACUAUUUACUCUGGUACAAAGUGUAUCUGUUGACAGAUUUGUCGUACUUAAACUUCUCCAAUGUUGUUUUGAUUGCUGAAGACUAAUAUUGGAACACUGCAUUGUGCAUAAUUUAGAAAUAUGUCUGUUAUCAUCCAUGCAUGUUGAUGUUAAUAACAAUUGCCGUGAUUGAAAUUUUUUACACUUGGGACAUGAAGUCAAUUUUCUUUUCGAAGAGGUUUCCUUUCCUUCCUUUACUUUUCGAAGAGGUUUCCUUCAUAUGUAGCUCUGCUGGGUGUUUAAAGGUUUUUGAGUAACAGAGAAUUGACCAGCUAUGUACUGUGUAGAAUGAUCUGCCUCAGUUUUGAUUGCCUGAGCAAUAUUUAAUUCAGAUUUUGAGAAUAUUCUCAAGCCUAUAUUAAAGUUCACUAAGCAAGCAGGUGGGCAAUCACAUAUGGUUUGAUGCUACUCUGGUUUAAAGAUUUAAUGAAAUCAAUGUAACUGAGUAGUUAUGACUCAUAGACCCAACUUUUUCCAGUGCCUUCAUCAGGAGUUAUCUAAUUGCUGCAACAAGAGGUUCUUUUGUAUGCUCCCUAAUUAGUUGCUGUUUUUUCUGACAAGUUAUAAGUAGGGGUCAGGCAGUAGGCCACCAUCAUCACAAUUUAAAGGAGUGUGGGCAGAGUUGAUACGCCAGGCUUCCAAACAAAGGUGCUGGUGUUAAUUUUAGAUUCAACUCACCCAAUUGUAUGGUUAGUUAGGCAUGUGUGCUCCAAGGCAUGUGUGCAGUCAAGGCUGUUACCUGACACUAAUUUCUAGUCAAAACAAUACUGAAUAAAAACCCUGUAGCUGCAUGAAGUUAUUAACUAUAUUCUUUCCUUGAAGGGAAAAGAAAACAGUGCCAGUAGCAAAUCCACGCCAAACAGAACUUCAAGGUCACUUAGAAUGGAUCGUCAUCCAUUUGAAAGUGCAGCUGCAAGAUCUCAAUCAUUUAGUGCUUCAGCAAUCUCUUGUGUCAAACCACUUACACCACUUCAAAGCCCAGCAGAGUUGGAGAGGAAACAUUCUCAGAUUCGCCGCAAGUCUUCUGGAAUUUUUGGGCCCAAGCCAGCUUUGAAGUGUCCAAGGAUUGCCCAGACAACUAGUGUGUUUAGUAAACUUCAGUCAGCCCUUAGGUAAGAUAACUUAAGGGAGAGUUUGGAUUUGAUAGUGAUAGGUUUUUUAGUGGUAAAAAAUUCCAGUUGUCCUUGGCUAAUGUAGGAACCCUUUGUUUAUUGCAAAGGGUUCUGCAUUAGUGUAUGUAAUUGCAUAGGCCAGAGGGCAAAAGUGAACUGGGUAAUUUUGGGAAAACUUUGAAAAUACAAGUGAAAUUAAUCCCUAAUUGCCAGAGGGUACUUGCAAUUACUUGUUUAUCACAUAAAGGGCAAAAAUUUUGAAGCAAUUUCAUUCGCACACAAUGUCCCAGCAAUGAAGCCCUUUCAGUGUGGCCACAUAUGUCAAAACAAAUAGAGUCGAUGAACAUUUUAUUCUUAAAAUAGAGUUAACAAUGUUACAUGGCUUCAUUCAGUUAAAUUGCAAUCAAUAAAUCAUUGCUGCAAACAGUAAAUAGGCUCCAUAAGCAUCAAGUAAUCAAUGACCAGUCCUCUUGAUUAACAAAAGUGCCUCAUGCAUUAUUAAGGAAAAAUGCCCACUGUCUCAGCCAAUCAGCACUCAAUGAUUUUGUGCUGCAUGUGAUGUAACUUAUGAAGUUUAGGUUAAACUUUUAAGAUGGGUGGACUGUCUACUAUUUCUACAUUGAAAAACUAAUCUAAAAAAUAGGUCAAACCUGUACAGUUGUAAUGUCAGGCAAGAUCAUAGGGGUAUUUUUCAACAUGUUUCCUCCCUUUCAAACAAUUUUAAAGAAUGCUUGUUGUCAAUAGUGACACAAUCAGUGUUAAAAGGUUAAAAUCAUGAGAUAGCUUUCCCCUUGCUGAAAAAUCUAAAACUGAAGUUGUAGGCAGAGUUAAAAAGAAGAUGAGCUUGAAAGUUGUUCAGACUUAAUCAGAAAAAUCUGAUGUUCAUCUGUUCAUUAGUUCCUCUGUUGUUAUGAUUGUGAUGCUGACUUUGACUCAUUUGAAAUAAUUGUCAUGGACAAGAUAAGCAAAUAGCACUGUGUGUUUCAACUUCAGUUUUUGCAUGUUUUUUAAAAACCCAAAAUGUUGAAAGUUGAUUUCACCCAUAUACAUUCUGGUUGACCCAGAGUAAGUUGUUAUGAUGAAAGUUUUUUUUAUAUACAUUUUGUUUGAUUUAUGAUUAUGUUUAUUUUGACUUUCAGUGAAUAUGCACAACACCUGAAGGAUGCUCUGAACAGCGUGGAACCUAAGGUAUGUCAUCUGACUGUUAGCACUGAUGUUUAAGAUAAGUAUAUUGUUACUUCGUCCAUGGCAAAUGAUAUCGAAUUGACUUGAUGGUAAAAUGUGUAAUUUUGAAGGAUACUUUAUUUCAACUGAAAUUAUUAUAUAUGAUACUGCAGUGAUACUAGUAAAAUGCAUUUCUUUUUCAGAGGAAAAGGAUUGUGGAGCAAAGAAUAAAGUGAGUUCAUUUAUUUAAUUUUUUGGCAUUGAGAAGUUAGAAAAAGCCAUUAUGUUGGAAAUUAGAAAGCACCACUGUACUAGAAUUUUAGGGAAGGCCAAAUAAAUUGGCAAUCAUAACUUAUAAAAUGCUUGCAUCAGUGAUUAUUUCAUACUUUGAGGUAAAUAUUUUGUUAAAUUGUUGGAUAAUUGGUAGGAAAAUAAAGGGAAACAAAGAAAAGGGAAAUAUUAUAAGAUUUCUGUUUUUGAAAGUGAGUUAUUAUUAUUAAUGAUAAUUUACUUACUAAGAUGGGGUUCUUUAAACACUGGUCACAAUUCACUAUUGUAAAAAUUAAGUUUUGAACUCUGCUAUCAUUAUAAGGGGUAAAUUUUUAAACAAUUUUGAGAUUUGGAGAAUUAAAUGUGGACAAUUUUCCCUUAUAUGAUAGGUUGAUAGAGUCAAGGAUACAGCAGGUAGGUGUUUGCAAGGGAUUUGGAUCAUUAUUAUCUGAGGGUAAUUUGAAUGUGUGGUUGGGAAUCCUUCUGUGAUAGAGGGCCAGACUGCUGACAUCUUGAAUUGGUCAAUGGGACUUUCCUCUCAUCAAAAGUAUCUGAUGAGUCUGUUGGCUGAGAGGAAAUUCUGUGUCAUACCAGCCAUGAAGUAUUUUUUUUUUAAUAUGGCCUGUUCUUGUGAAUUUGUUUGGGUUUUUGUUUUGUUUUGUUUUUUUUGGAAUGCUUUUAUUUUUAGUUUGGCCAUGUAAUAUAUAUGGUGGUUUGAAAUAAUUUGAGGUUAGAGUUAUAACAGUUUUUUUAAUUUUUUUAAAUUUUUUUUAUUGUUAAUGUGGUAAUAUAUUUGGUAUGAACUUGAAGAUCAAUUCAACCUCAAUUUUUUAUAUACUAUUACACUUCAAUGCAGGUUUUGAUAUCCCAUUUCAUGUGAAGGUUUAUCUCCUAGCAUUCAUAAACUGAAUUUGAUGAAAAGCUAUAUCCAACUUUUAAAAGUUAGUUUGUUUGUUAUUUUCCAUCGUGUGCACUCUGCUUCUGUAGCAAUUUUGCUUGAUACAUGUGAACUUCAGGCAAUGUUAACUAAAACUGGAAAUUUGAACGUUUUUUAUUUAUUAAAUUGUUAUGUUAAUCUUUAGAUUGAUGAGAUUUUUCAACUCUACCUCUACGAAGAGAAGAUGAGAGAAGGUAUAGAACCUUUUUGAUAUGAAGUGUCUCUAGGUUGGAUGUCACCACAUUAUCAAUAAUUAAUGAGUUUGAGAACAAUUUUUCAAAUCCUUGUUGAAUUUGUUUUCAGGUUCACGUAACUUACUGCAUGCCUUGACAUCUCGGGGAUCCAAAGGAGGUCAGGAUAAGUGCAGAGGCAGCAUAAAUGCUUGCACGGAGGUACAUUAGAUAAACAAAUUUAUCACUGAUGUGUAACAUUUUGUUCUUAAGGUCUCAAAACUGGACCUUGUGGAUGAAUAGAGUCAAGUCCAGUUCUGUUAGCUUAGUGUUUCAUUUUAUACUAAUGUUUACUGGUUAGUUGCAUAUAGUAUAUAUUGAAAAUGAAUUAGUGUGAAUUGAUAAUUUGCUGAACUUUGUUAGUGUGUGUUGCAUGUUCAUUAUGUUUUUCUGUUACAGAAAAUGUGUGCUAUUGAAGAGGAACUUGAAACUAAACUUGGUGUUUUCAGAUUUCAGUUGAAUGGUGAGUCAGUGAUGACCUCUAGAAGAUCUAUUAUUUAGUAACUUAAAAACUAAAAAUACAUUUUCAUGACUAUCACGACCAUUUUGACCAUUGAUGUUGUCACAUCUUGUCUGAGCAGAACUCACAAUGACCAGUUUCUGAAUUGACUCACUCAUCUUUAGCCUCUGAAAAUGAGAUAAUUAAGAUUUUUUCCUUUUUUUCUUCUAGCUCUCCAAGCAUUUGGAAGACUAUGCAGUGGUGAUGUAUAUGAUGUAUGUACCAAAACAUUAACUUUGCACUCUAAUGAACUUAACAAAGAUAAACUUACCAUUUAAUCAUUUCAGUAUCAAGUGAUACAGUAGAGCCUUACUAACUCAAUCUCAGUUGACUUGAUCUGAUUUCCCUUGAUGCCAUUUUUUCAGUCAUUUACUAUCUGCUAACUCAAACCCUCACUAGUUUUAACCAUUUUUUUGUUUCCCUUUGGAGUUUGAGUCAGCAGGGUUCUACUUUAGUUAUUGAUUCUGUUCAUGGUUUGCCAUACAUCUGUUAUAAUUUAUCUCUGAGAAUUUGGUGUGAAAUAAAACUGCAGUCAAUUUUUUUCCUACUUUACCUAACCAUGCUGUUUGAAAAUUUACUUAUAUUGUGAGGAUGAUUUUUAUAGUUACUCCUGGGUAUAAAAAGGUUGAAGCUGAUAUGAAUAAACAAUUUUUUUAUUUUAUAGAUACAUAUUAGACAUGGAAGUAAUUUUAAAUGGAAAUCAAGGUGUAAAGUAGAAAGGGAAGGUCAAAAAUGGAUAGAUAAUGAGGUACUAAGCUUUUGUAUUUUGGAAUCUAGAAGCGAAAUAUGUUAUAUUUAGCCAUAAUCUGAACAUGAAUGUGAUUGAGUUGCCUGGUAUGAUCACAUAUUCUAAAACUAUGUACACGGCGUAUCAGUGGGUGUAUUGUUUUAAUAAAAAUGUGUAAAGUAAUAUUUCAAAACCUGUUACAAAUAGGCAUUGUCAAAAAAUUUGUUUUUUACUUCAAGGAUGAUUAUUUGUUAUCAUUGUGGGAGAUAUCAUGGCUUUUAAAUUACUCAAACUGAGGAAUUACAUUGUACUGUAAUAAAGGUCUUAAAUCAAUAAUAUUAUUAUUUACUCAUAGAAUAAUAGUCUAGAGUAGCUAUAGAUUAAUUUUUUUCAAAACACUUCUUUGUCAGAGGGUCACUUUUGGUGUGUAUUAACUAACCUCAUUUCACAAGAAAAGUAGUUUAUAACUCUGAUGAUUGCUUCUCCUUAGGUUGUUGAUAAAACAGAUCAGCUUUUUCCUAAAACAAAUCAUUCUCUGAACUUAACCUUAACCUUAGCGAGAAUGAUUUUGAACUUCUCAAUUAACUGUGCUUCUGGUUUAAACCAUCAUCUGCAUUAUCCACAGGGGUCGGGUGGCACAAGGGAUAGUGAACUGUACUCUGGCUUGAGAGGUCUGGGUUUCAGACCUGGCUGGAUCAUUGUGUUGUGUUCUUGGGCAGGAGUAUAAAUGGGUACUGGUAAAUCAUCAGUGAAGCCUCAGAUGAAAUGCUGGGGGUUAAAACCUUGUGAUGGACUGACAUCCCAUCCAGGGGGGAGUAGUUUUACUCCUAGUCCUUUCAUAAUAAGGAAACCAGUAGAGGUUGUGGCUGGUUGGGCCACUUGAAUUGAGUACAGACUCAACCUACAUUUACCUAACAAGGAAGUACAUGCACAAUAGUUCAAUUGUGUGUUUUUGUUUCUAAGCAUAUCAACUACAAGUUUGUCAUCUAAUAUUGCUCUAUUUUUUUGUUGCUACAGUUCACAUUGAGACCAUCAAUUACAGAUGAAUUUUCUGUCAGGGUAAGGGAAUUCAAGAUUAUUGCAAUUGUGGUUAACAUGGAUCAAACUUAGCUUACUCUUUUUCAUAAUUUUUGAUAGGUCAUUGAAAUGAAAAAAAUCCAAGCAAAUGUUCAAAUUGGAAAUAUUCAUUUGAGAUCAAGAAAUUACAUAAAAGCUAGACCACAGGUAUGGAACAACCACCAUAUAUCCCUUUGUAAUUUUUUUCUUUUGUUAUAAAUAGUUUUGCCACUGCAUAAUAAGGCUGAAAGAUGUAUUGCAGAUGUAGAAACAGCACACAUAACCAAGGUUUUGGAAAGAGUGCUAAAAACAUUGAAGUUAUGGAGAAAGUUAAGAAACCUAAUGAGACAAAAAUUAAAGAGCCAACCACUGUGUGUUGUUUAAGUAUAUAUCACUCAGGUGAAAAGCACUUUUUCGUGUGUGCCGAUUGGUUACUUCAGAAGUGAUUAGCAAAUGCUAUUCACCUCUGAGCAGCCAAAGAGGCAAGCAUGUCAAGAAUUCGAUUUCCGACCAUUUUUCAUUAUAGUGACUGACUGAAAAAACUAAUCACUUUAUCCACAUUAUCAGAAGCCAUGUCAUUGGUUAUAUUGCUCCUGAAGAUGACUUAUGGCAAAGAACUUGCACAUGUAUAACUUUGGUUUGAUAUGUUCAUUCUCUUAUCUGGAUUAGUCAGGUUGUGAGUAAGAAAAAAAAAUGAAAUCUUAUGAUCUCCUUUUUAUUUUAGAUCAUGUCUGUACCUCUGAACAGCACAGGUUCAAUGAAACUUAAAAUGACAGUGGAAUGGAGGUAUGGAAAUUAUUAGGAGCCUAUCUCUAAUGUCACUGUUUAUUUAAACCUUUUGAUGUACAUCACUGAGAUACCCUACUGGUCCUGGUUGUGCGAAGGGCGAAUAACGGAAUCAACGGAAUAAAUCCCAAUGCGGUGGAUAGGGCAUUUCAUUUUGCUAACUUUUAUCUGCUGGAUAGCGUUACCUGCCCUUUGGACAACUGGGGCUUGGCCUUCCAUUGAUCUGUAUUUCAGUGUCAAUAUUUUUUUGGAUGUUCAUUUCAGACCGUUUUCUGGGAAAGAGGAGAAUACAUUACGUUCUAAGCGACAGAGUCUGUUGUCAGAAGUUAUCUUUAUUCAGCCUUCCGAGUGUACAAUACCUUCAUCAGAUUUACCUCGCAGCCCUACCAAACAAAAGAGGUAAAUUUAUUUGAUUGGUUUGUGUAGAACUUUCCAUCAAGCCUUCAGAGCAGACUCGAUUUUGGCACGCGAGUGCUCAGUGUUUUCAUGGUGAAAAUUAUAGCCGUCAUCUUUGAUUUUUGCAGCAGAAGAAAGGCUGGGGAGAGAAAGUAAUUUGCACCAGGGAGGUAGGGACGGUCAGAAGGAAGGAAAGGGGAGGGGUGGGGUAAUUAAAAAAAAAAAAAAAAGGAUUCAAUCCAAAAAAUUCCCAGAACAUCAACAACUGUAGUAAGGCCCGGUAUCAAUUUUUUUUUUGUCUGUUUGUUUUCUUUUUCCAGUGACUCAUGAGACGUACUUGAAGACUGAUUGAUUUGUUUAAAUGGAGUUAUUUAUGCAGUUUCAAGAGAAUGUCACAUCACGCAAAGAUAUAAAUGUAUGCAAAUCAUAGUCACAAAGUGUGUUUUUUUUUCUGUUCGUUAACAGCCUUACUGAAGUGGAAUACAGUGUUGAGAGAAAUGAGGACAAGCCUUUAUCUGUAGAUGAGGUAGGUUUUGUGGUUGGUAUAACAAACAGUUAUGCCUUCGUAGUUCGUUUAAGAACUUCUUAGAAAGGAGAGUGUUCGUCCUAAUAAAGAAAAAAAAAUGACUGAAGAUGAGUUAGUGGCAGAGGAAGGAGUCCGUCUGUUUAUUGAGUAAUUGUAAUUUCAGUCUGAUUUUUGACCACAGGAGGUAGUUGUUGAAGAAGUGACAGAUUCAUCAGAGUUGGUUGCUGCAGGUCUACCCGAAGACGACUUCAAUGGAAUUGCUCCAGAAGAACCUCAAGAAUUCCGUCAUGCCACAUCCUUGGAUAGCGCCUUGCAGCAUCUUAUUCCCACAUUACAGACUAACAAAGGUUUGUUCAAUAGAGAAAUUUCUAGUUGAGUAGCGUGAGGAAUCCGGGAAUGCAUUUGUUUUACUUUGCUCUGUGAUUGGUCCAGAAAAAGCGCGCCACUCUCUCAACCAAUCAGAUGCAGGAUUCAAACCAAUCACGACGACUUGGUCACCCGCGUUUUCCCGCGCUUUGGGUAGAUUGCCUGUAUUUGCUUCGAGUUCUCAUUAACUCCUGGUGAAGUUUACCCUGAUGUGAUUGGCUGUUGGGAUUGUUCGGUUUUGGUUUACGACAAUCAAUCGAAAAGCGCUCUAAGCGACGUCUUUUUAGAAGAAAAUUAGUUUCUGUUAUUUCUUCUUUCUUGGGACACCUCUAAUCAUCGAAGACUUCGCUCAAGAAGCACAAGGAUAGUAUACUUUGUAACUGCUACUUUUGUUGAAAUGAUGUAUCUCUUUGAGAAAAGCCCUAUGUACGUGUCUUUCCAAGGGUUCCCCUUCAAUGGAGGUAAACACCUAACACGGUAACCUUAAUGUGGACUGGGUAUAGUAUGGCCGCACUUUAUUUAGUGGAAUUGUCAAGGAAUGAGAAGUGUCCGUGAUCCUACGAUUUAUGAUACAAUGUAGGUAUUCAAGAUUUUACUCGGAUGCCGUCGCCACGGUCGGAACGCGUGCGCGAAGAACUUAGUCUUGAACGUGAAAUGGUGGCUUGCAGUAACUGCAAACUUUCUACGAGAGAUGAAGGGGAACGUAAACACAUCUUUUUUCAACCUUUGUUGUUAGAAGUUUACUUAUACGACCUUUUUUUUUCCUUUCAUAGAUCAAUUUCCCGAGCUUGAUGACGUGAUCACGCUUCUAGAAAAACUAGAAGAACUUGUCAAGGUAUGAAACCCCUGCAUUUAGUGAAUGUGGUGUUUUAUUACGCUGAUUUCACGGGUUUUCAAUGUAUAACUUGAACGUUUGUCGACAGAGCAUUUCGUUAUUGAAGGUAAACAAAGCUUCGUAACACUACAGGAGAUCUCUGAAGAAAGAUAUGUAAACCUUAGAAGCCCCCAAACUGAAUACGUGGUCUUAUACCUGAAGCAUUCGUAACUGAGAAGCGUUUUUGUUUCUUUUAUUUCCAGAAAUGUUCCUUAUUAAGAUCUUCCAUGUCUCUUUCUGUGGAAAGUGCACUAGAGAGCUUUGACUUCUUAGAGCAGGAUGCGGUGGACGAGACAGAAAGCACUCCCCGCAGUACUGGUAGUGGGGGAAGCGGAUAUCAAGAUACUGGUUAUAAUAGUACUGAUGACUAUUGUAAAGACUUUGUGGGCGAGGGUUCGGCUGAUGCUGGUUACAUUGUGGACUUUAUGAUGUCCGAGAAGACCGCUGGAAAUUACGGGGAUACAAAUGAUGAUAACGGAGUAAAUGGAAUCGAAGACAGUGGAUUACAAAGUGAGCACCUUGAUGCUGAAGAAAACUCCGAUAGAAACUCUUUGAAUGACUCUCCAAGUUGUAUUUCUGAGAUCUUUUCGUCAUCAUCUUCGGCAGUGGAGAAAUCGGAGUGUUUGGACAAGGCUGAGUUAGGUUGCGUUCCACCUAACACCAGUUCUCCUAGGAAACGGAUUGAAGUAGCAACGGAACUGAAUGAGGAGAGUCCUCAACACAGUAGCCUCAAGACUCGGUCAUCACGGGCCACAAGUCCUAAUCUGUCGUCCUCGUACGGCCACGAAGCUACAGUUGGUAGUAAACUUUUGGACAAGGUAACAGUUCAAGUAAUUGUUCCACUCACGGUUAAAGGGUCACAUCUAGAGGUUUAUAGUCUCUAUACUUGCUCCCUAUUUUCUCUCUAUUUUUAAUUCGUUUACUCAUUCAUAUCUUUGCCUUUUGCUCCCUAGGUCGUCCUUUGUCACUUGCAAUUUUGUGAAGAAGUCUCUGUGGUAAGACAAAGAGUUGUUUCAAAUUGAAAGUCCACAAUGACUUACCCUUAACAAGCUGAUAAGACUAAAACUUCGCUCUCUUUCCUUCUCACGGAUGUUAAAAGAGUUCAAAGUUAUUUUUAGGCAAAAUAAUUGAACCCCAAAGGAAAUGCCGGGUUCAAUUAAAGGAAAACUAUGUUUGAAAGUAAAUUUUGGUCGGUAGUUGAACGCAUGUGUGCAUACGUGCGUACGUGCGUGUGGUUUAUAUCUGAAUUUCAUCGGCUGAAAAUUCAGUAUCUUGAUUAUGAUUGGCUAAAAUGCAUAUGCUGGUUAUUUAAACUGUUAAUCUUUGGUUUGAAACUGUUUUAUCGUUUCUGCUUCUUGCUAACGUAUAUAAAAUGUUUUUUUUUCCCAGCAUCUUGGAUCUUUUGGGCCCAUGAAGUACAAGGUUGGUAUCAUGGUUUUUAAAAGUAUUUUUUUAUUGUUUGUGUGAUUGUUUUUAGUCACCGAAGUGUUGUUUUAUCUCGUUCUAGGAAAUGCAAGCUCUCUCUAAAUUUCGACAACAGAAGGAAGUUCUUAACAGACUCAUCACGUUCAUUUUAUCACCCGACCCAGUCAGUGAGAUGACGCUGCCAGCAAGUGAGUGAAUUAUAUAAAAGCGUUUAAAUUCAAGUCACGGGCGCGUCCAUCACUCCCAUUGGGUGAUGGACGCUACUGAGUCGAUCGCAGCCUACCUCAACAUUUUGUUAAAUCUCGCUGUGGAUCUGCUCGUACCCAGUUAUACUCCCUGGUGUAUAGAGGCUCCUAGAGAGUAAGUCCAUGACCCAAAAACACCUCACCUGCUCAAUGGCGCGUUCAUUCAGGGUUGAAAGCCGGACCUCGUGUGAAGUGUCGUUGGGCACGACGUGUAAUUUCCACAGUGCUUCUUUUCAUCCAGGAGUAUGAAUGGGCAGUAAUUAACUGUUUUAACCCUAAAAGUGACCAGCAUCUAAGUUCUCCUCCAAGUGUCACCACUAAAUGAAACAUUAAGGUCAUGAGAAUAAAGGAAAUGAUCACCAACUAAAGAAGCUCGUGAUUGUACAUCAAAUUCUCCUUGUCAUUACCUCAGGAAAUGUAUAAAGAACAGUGUGGAGAAUAUGCAUACUGAUGUUAGUGUGCAACCCCUGUGGAGCAGGGAUACUCUUAGUCCCUUUAUGCUACAGAAAGCCGAUUUAGCUCCAGAGCCAGGCGAAUGAGUGUUGUAUGCACAUGUUAUCCUUUGAAAUUGUCCUUAUAGUGAUGUUUUCUCUUACAGUUAACCCUCGUCUGGCAACAAACCCUGCGUUAUCCUCUCUUUGGGAGAAAACCUGUAAAGGCUCAGUAAGUGCCUUAUUAUUUGUUACUUGUAAUUACCGAGCCACAAGUGUUGCUGUGUUACUGGAGGUCUUUUUUGCUUUUUUUACUUCAUGGAAGCGUCUGCCCGUCAGCCUUUCCAUUGACUGACAGAAGUUUUUUGUUACAAGAAGCAGACCAUCAAAGUGUGAUUCUGUAACGAAACUCAUUUGAUUGCUGAUUUUAUCUUUUUGAAGCUGUUGUUUACUACGGCUGGCCAGCUUGUGAGCGGGUUUGAAGACACCUAUAAGAAACAAAUAACACAGAGUUACAACAGAGUGGUAGAGAUAGGUUAGUACACUAGUAAAACCAGAAAAUGUGGUUCAACUUCUCCAUUUGUAGAUCUUAAGUUCCUAGCUUAUGCAUCACUAAUCUUCCUCGUAGUCGUUGGUUAAUCUCGUCAUGCAACGCGCAACGCGUUUUAGACCCUCCCCAAGUCUAGUCAGGCUAUUCGGCUUUUAAACAUCACCGACAAAACAGGAGUUGUUUUUGGACGAGUACAAAUUGCACCAAUUAGCCAGAAAAAUAUGAGCUAUUCUGUGAUUGGCUGCUAUGAGGACAGGAAGCGGUUAUGCGGUGUCAACCGUGAGAAUCCUAUUGGGGAAAAGAGCAUAUUGCAUAGCAUUACGAAUUUGAACAUCGGCUACGAAGAGACUACCGUGACAUCCUCCAGUCGGAGGAAAGUUUCGAAAGGCACGAAGGUGACACCAACGCGCACGCUGUGAAAGAAGAAGCCUAAUGAAGGAAAAGGCGGCCGCGCCUAAGAGAUGUCUUCAUCACCCUUUGUGAAGCAACAACAUUUGUUUGUUUACUCUUGUCGUACGGCGUUCUCAACUUUGCAGUUGUCACUGCAGUGUAAUUUGCAAUGGUUUUAAGGCUCAUUCGGACGGUUGGUUUUUCUGCAUUCUCUUGCAGUCUUUCCAGUUAUUGUAGCACGUGUUAUCCAUCAAGAUCCUGAUUUGACUGAUGUCCAGCCCGAAGAGGAAGAGCUUGUGAGCGUGUUUCAGUUUGAGCAUUACUUCAUGGACUUGUGGAGGUCAGUUUGUUCUCAGUUCAAUGCGUUCGCUUUUGACAGUGAAUCGUAGUACUCAGAUGUAAGCACUACUUAGCAUGAUUUUGCCUAUUAUUUUCUAUCCGCAAGCAUGAGUUCUAGAACAAAGAAUAUGACCAAACUGAAUUGUACUCAAGUCAAAUGAAAUUCGCCACUCGCGAAUUUUGAGAAGCAAUUCUUACUCAUCGCGUUUUCCUUCACUCGAAAUAUUUGAUGACAGCCAUCGUGUAGCUCCCUUACACUGGUGUACCACACAAAAAGUUUGAAAGUAUUAAAAUUUGCGCGAAUUUCAUUUCUGAUUUUGUGCUGUUUGAGCAGGACAUCGUUGAAAUUUUUUCCCUUAACAAAUAGUAGUCACCCUGAACCGAAAAUUUUGUAACCACGAAAGACCAAGUCUCGCCCAUCCACAAAUAAUUUAUUCUACACGGUUGCCAAAAAUGUGUUUUUUCAGUAACAUAUGUUUUUGGAUCCAUGAGGUUUCGCCCGUAAGUUUUCUGUCUCAUGCAAUUGGUAGCUCGUUAAUAUUGAGGUUGAACAAUAGGAGUCAUUGUGAACUGCAAAUCAAGGAAUGUAAGGAUUAUUGUGUCCUUCGUCUUGCUAAACGUUGAUAACUUUUGAUAUCUUGCAGGCCCAACUUGUCCAAAUACAUCGACGAGGUGGCUUAUGAACGUACGUGGACCUUUUGUUUUUACUUUUAUUUAAAAGUCAUGUCAUUAGUUUUCAUGCGUAAUCGUGUAGGCUUAGGGGAAACUACGGAUUGAUUAGCUUUUUUAAAUUUAUGUGCGCACUCGAUAUAUGCAGUAGAAGUACCGCUCGUGAUUUUUUAAAAUUACGAGCCAUACAGAUUUCUACUCCAUGGUACUAAUGUGCAUUCUGAUGCUUUUUUUCAGUUGUGAUCUGUAAGCGCCUGCGUUCCACUGAAAAAGAUGCUGUUGUUGCGCAGGUAAACAGAUACUCUUUUUUUCUGUUUUGAAUAUAAAGACCGUUUUAUUUUACUUGUAAUUAGGUUUAAGGGAAUUCAUCACGGAGAAUCCAAGGAUGUUAAUUUUUGGAUUUUUGUUUACUCGCUAAAGUAAACCAGCGAGAAAUACCGCAAAUCAUCUCCGAUAUCGCUUAUAUGCAGUCUUGCCCCCAUCUGUUUAACUCGACUAAUUAGAAAAUCUGAAAAUAUACGUUCCUUGCUGCUUGAAGGAAAACAAAAUAGUCCUCUCGGAGCACAGAGGUAUGUUCCCAAAGGUGGGGGAAAAAAAACAAACAGCCUGUUUGGUUUGUUGAACUAUCGGGCGAUUAGGUCAUUAGUUUUGUAUUUAAUUGUUUAUUUAUUAAUUUUUCCUACAGCUGAAGCAGUACACGGAGAUACCAUUGUCCAAAACCUGUUUUUGUCCUGUGCUCUGCCUCUUGCUAGACAAUGAUUCUUUUGUUGCCCAGGCCGCAGGUACGCCAAGAUGUCACCUUGAAGAUGUUUGAAUUAUCAAGUCAUUAUGAUCCCAAAUUUUAUUUAGCACCCUAGAAUGACAAGCAUCUUAUUUCACCUUACAGUAAUUUUGCUAAAUCAAAUAUUAAGGUCACUAAUUUAAACAGCUCCUGAUUGUCAAUCAAAACCUCCUUGUCAGUACCAAAGGAAGUGGGUGAAGAGUAGUAUGGAGAAUAUACAUACUGAUGUUAGUUUGUGAAGGGAUUAAGGCAGGACGGCGAUGGAUAUUUGUUUCACAUAUAGAAUAGGAAAGUAAACAUUAGUAAGGCUUACCACAAGGGGCAAGUCGUGACGAGGCUUUUAUUUGAGCCGUUAACACAUCAGUUGGGCGAUGCUUCGCUCCAAUCUAUAAAGCCUUGUGUUGGAAGCGAAGCAAAUUAUUAUGGAAUCUAUCUUCCCCUUAAAGAAAUUGAUAAAGAUUUAUGUUAAACGUAUCCUAGAAUCUGAAGCACAUCCUUUAAACGUUUUUUAGAAAAGCCAGGGGAUCAUGGCCAUAAUCUAAGAUCUUGUAAGACUAACCCAGCGCACCUCAGAAUACCUGUAUCACGCACUGUUAGGCACAAACAAUCAUUUGUUCGUAGAGGUGCUAAACUUAACUUGAUUUGAUAUGUAUAUAUAAUAUGUAGUGUUUUGAAUUUUUAUUGUAAUAUUACCGUAAUUCUUAUCGCCAAAGGUAAUAAAUAAAGGUUAUUAUUAUGUUAUUCUGAUAUGCAGUCGGUUCAACCAAUUUUAGAAAACGAUCAAAAUAUUUGCUUUCAACAGAGUCCUAUCUAUCGCAUUUGAAAAAGAAUGCUGACUUGCGCAGAAAGGUGAGUCAAGUCCACACCUUUGUUUUACCACCCGUCACGAAAGCUUUGUAUCAACAACAUCCUCUCGGACCACCAUUAAUGCAGGUUUCUCAUUUUUAGAAAACACUGGUUCGUAAACAAAUAUCAUACAUGUAAAACGAACAAACGUGGAUUCUGAUACCUUCCCAUUAUGUUUUUUUUCCAGGCUAUUAGUUUGAGUAUUGAGGCCCUUGAAGAAUCUGAGGAGAAACUACGGGAAGGAGCAUGCGUGGCUCUCACAGUGCUUCAGGUACGCACCACAUGUUUGUGGAUUACGCCGGUGGUUCGCCACUGUAAUUCCAUCGUUGACUUAAACUUUAUGUACUCUACAGGCCAGAGAUGCCGUACCCCAGCUGUUGUAUCUAAGCAGAUGUGAUGUACAAUCUGUAAAAUUUGCUGCACGGAAGGCUCUUUCAUUCCUGGGUAUGUUCUUUGACUUUUUUGCCAGCAUCUUUUUUACAAACAGAAAUAGAUGAAGUGGUUCAGAAAGGCCAACUUUGCUGUCUCUCGUCUUGGCAUGAUCGCCUUUACCGACCACCUCGUACAUUCGGUCAAAAGCGCGGUUUAUAGCUGGCUAGUGCUUUAUCGUCCCAUACCAUGAUUGACAGUCAGCUUUGUGGUCGGCGUCGCGCUUCGCGCUUCGCAGUCGUUCUCGCGCGCUCCUCCCACGUGCUCCUCCCACGCGCUCCUCUCGCGCGCUUCCUCGCUCAAAUUAAAAUUAUGGCUUUGGGUACACCAAUAAAUGGGCGAAUUUUACGGAUGACAUGUCCGGAACACGAAGGCCGGGUUUUAAAAUUGUUCGUCUUUAUCUUGUCUAAAGCAACAUCUUGUCUAACUGUUUACUUCCUUUUUUUUUUUUUUUUUUUUUUUUUUUCUUUCGCUCAGGAGAUGAAGGUGAAGAUGCAUUGAGACAAUCUGCCAUGUCAUCAAGUGAAAUAGCUGGACUAAUAUUCUAAACCAGUUGUAUUUACUCGGUCACGUUCCCCGUGAACGUUCGCGGAUAAAAGAAAUGCCAACGGUCUACGGACAGAAGUGAUCUUUUGUCACGGUGUGCCUUGAAGCCCUGUAUGUAGUGGAAAUGUGAAGAUAAAUUACAGAUCCUUUUUUCUUACCUGAAGAUUAACUUAAGCAGAAAGGUAAAUUUUGCUGUUCAAAUUAGCAGUAAGUGUGUUAUUAAGUCAGUGAGUCUCCGAUCUGCGUACGACAUGUAAUUUAGCCUCACAUGGAGUACUCUGAUUACCCUUGUCUCUGAUAUCAAACUAGUUUUGAUGUUACUAUAAGCAGUCUUCUAUAAUUAUUCUGAUGUAUAACCAGCUAUGGUUUUUAAUCUGACAGUCUCGGAGUACGAGAGUUUCUAAGCUGAUAGAUUCUGAGCAUGAAAAAUACAGGGCACUUACGAUUCUGUACUCAGUAUAGAAUCGUAAGUACAUGUUGCAUGAAAUUACGCAGUAGUGUUAUUCGGGAUUUACUCUCAUUUGCUGGAAAACGAAAUUCCGGUUUGAGAUCAUUGAUAAUAGUGCUGGGAACUAACUUUUUGCGAGUGUUAAGUCCAAGUAGCAAAUCAGUAGCAAGCAAAGAAGCGCAGUAUAUUGAAAUGAUUUCGCGUGUCGAGUAACCAGGUGAUUCGUAGAUGGAUAUUUUGAUUCAGUUCAAAUACGAACUUAUUUUUACGGAUCUUGAGACCUUCAAAAAAUUCAAGGUAUAUGGUAAUAUUUGGCUGGUAUUUAAAACUGUGAUAAUGCAGUUUGUCCGUACAUGUUGUGUGCAAGAUUUA